Molecule: messenger RNA, 1432 nt
Organism: Antechinus flavipes (yellow-footed antechinus)
Lineage: Eukaryota; Metazoa; Chordata; Mammalia; Dasyuromorphia; Dasyuridae
Product: zinc finger protein 566-like
Exons: 6
Coding region: 878-1432 (184 amino acids)
Biological process (GO): regulation of DNA-templated transcription
Source: RefSeq, a predicted model, not a curated record
CUUUCCCCAGGCCCCCAAACAUUUCUCUUGAGUUUUAGAAAGGGGAAUUUUCUGGCACAGCAGAAGCUUAAUAAAAGAUUUAUUGAGUGACCCCUGAAAAUAGAGGGCUGGGGCGCGGGAGGGGAUGUCGGGAGGAAGGGUGCGUCUGGCCCAUCCCUCUCUGGAGUGGAAGGAUUGGGAUUCUGAGGGUUAUCAUAACUGGGCUGUGACGGACAAGUCUCAUACAGACACAUCGCACAUGUAACAGGAGAAGCUGGGCAGAGGCCCGGUCGCUGAGAUCCCCUCCAGCUCUGCACCUGACCUAGAUCUCUGGCCGCAAUGAGCUUGGCGGGUAAAAGCACUGUAUACAUGCACGCUAGGACUAGGGCUGUCUAGGGGCGGAGCAUCCUGUGACGUCACUCUGCCGAACUGAGCGCUAAGACCUGGCCACGGAGUUUCCAGAAGCACCAGAAAUUUCUGCGGAUGAAUUGGGUUAUUUAGCUAAUAUUUUACUUCUCUGUGUCUGGCUUUUCCUCUCCCAUCCAGCUCCCAACAGAAGAAGCGCCUUGAACGUAGACACCAUCUCGGUUAGCGCGAAGUACUUCCUCUGUCUAGUCCCUGCAGCAAGGUCUCUUUAAGGUUCGGCGACAUAAACUCGCUUAUGCGCCUGCGCGGCAGCCGCAAGACUACAUUUCCCAAAAGAUAGGAGAGGCAUCUCGGCUUCCGCCGGAAGCAGAAGCGCCACGCUAUCUCUGAGCAGGCGCAGUUAGGGAAGUGUCUGUUUUCAAUCUUUUCCACUGAGAAGGAAGUUGGGGCCGUUUCGUCUCCAGGGAGACAAGACUUGGGAAAGGUCAGAAUCUCAAAGAAAACACUGAAGAAGGAUUGAUUUUGGAGGACCAUGGCCUUUAAAAGAAAGGAAUUAUUAACAUUCCAAGAUGUUGCUGUGGAAUUCACCCAAGAGGAAUGGAGCUAUUUGGAUCCUGAUCAGAAAGACAUGUACAGGGACGUGAUGCUGGAGAACUAUGAGAACUUUGUCUCUCUUGGGCUUUCAGUAACUAAACCAAAUGUGAUUUCUUGGCUGGAGAGACCUGAAGUCUUCAGGCUAUCAAGGGAAGAAGCCCCCAGAUGCUCUUCUGAGGAUUCCCCUGUUGAAAAAAGAGAAUGUGAAACCAAGGAGUCAACUCUAAAACAGUAUAUUACCACUGGAGAGACAUCCAGACAAGGACUCAUAAAGGAUGAUUUCUACAAAUCUAAAUUGGGAGCAGCUUGGAAUCAUGAUACUGAAUUAGAAAAACAGACAAACAAUCUAGAAAGACAGUCCAUGAAGGUAAUAGUUAAGCACAACAAAACUUCAUGUAGCAGAAUUUCCAUAUUGAAGAACCUUUGUAAGUUUAAUAAAUACAGGAAGGUUUUCAGUCACCAGUCCAAACUGAAUCAUUACCAUAGAUCAUGA